Zasmidium cellare ATCC 36951 is the source of this 939-nucleotide messenger RNA. RefSeq lists its product as uncharacterized. Gene Ontology annotation, biological process: response to hydrogen peroxide; hydrogen peroxide catabolic process. Gene Ontology annotation, molecular function: heme binding; catalase activity. The transcript has 2 exons. NCBI's taxonomy places the organism in Eukaryota, Fungi, Ascomycota, Dothideomycetes, Mycosphaerellales, Mycosphaerellaceae. Gene Ontology annotation, cellular component: peroxisome; mitochondrion; cytoplasm. Bases 1 to 939 code for a protein of 312 amino acids. The record is from RefSeq and is a predicted model, not a curated record.
AUGCCACUUCCAGAGGACAAGCAAAUCGUCGAGACGGCUGGCAAGCUCGUCAAGACGUUGCAGGGAGCGUUUGGCACUCCUCCAGAGUAUCGUCCAGCCCAUGCUCGCGGACGACUUCUCAAGGGCGUCUUCACACCCACCCCCGAAGCAGCCUCCCUUUCCAAGGCACCACACUUCAACAACGCCUCCACGCCGAUCGUGGUACGCUUCUCCAGCUCCACGGGCAUCCCGAACAUCCCCGACACGGACGCCAACGCCAACCCGCGAGGCAUGGCUGUCCGCUUCGUCUUGAGUGACGAUGGACACAAGCAUACCGACAUCAUCGCUCACUCGACCAAGUACUUCCCCAUGCGGACCGGCGAGGGCUUUCUGAGCCUCCUACAAGCUAUCGGCAACGGCACAGUUGGGGCUUUCUUGGGCGAGAACCCAUCCGCAGCAGCCUUCGUGCAGGAUCCCAAGCCCUCGCCAGUGUCGUUCGCGACUGAAAAGUACUUCGGCGUGAACGCGUUCAAGUUCAUCUCUAGCGAGGGCAAGGAGACGUUCGUGCGCUACCGCAUCGUGCCGGAGGAGUUCUCAGUCCUAUCAGAUGCCGAGCUGGCUUCCAAGUCCGACUCAUACCUCUUCGACGAGCUACCUGAGCGUCUCUCCAAGGGCCCAGCGACUUUGAAGCUCCUCGCUCAGAUCGCCGAGGAAGGUGAUGUGACUGAUGAUGCUACGAAGCUUUGGCCGGAGGAACGCAAGCAGGUUGAGCUGGGGACGAUCAAGCUGGAGGAGGUCGAGGAGCAGGGCCAGAGCAAGAAGGAGGAGCAGCAUAUCAUCUUUGAUCCGGUCCCAAGGGUUGAAGGCGUCGAGUCCAGUGCGGAUCCUCUGUUGGAGAUGCGUGCUGCUGUGUACCUUACCAGUGGCAGGGAGCGCAGGGCUCUCGAGAAGAAGGAUUAA